AUGGGGGCAGGAAGAACACUCGAAUCUCAAGGAAAGUGCGACGGUACAUCAUUUUUGCUGGCCAAUUCAUUCCUACUUUCGUACCUACUUACUUCCAGCUUACUGCGUAGGUCUUCCGUCUUCCCGUUGCCCACAGUGUCUGGACAUUCCCGUCCCAGUCCUCCUCUCCUUCACCUUAUUGAUGCUCCUGCCCUCGCCCAACCGAAUCGCUUGACCGAGAAUCCUGUACAGGUUCUGUUGCUCCUUCCCUCCGUCACUCAGAUACCGUUUGGAGUCACCAGCAGAUCCACGUUGAUAUUUCGUAUCUCCUCUUCAUUUCCCACUUCACCAGAUUCCCAUCCUCAUUCCUUCUUCCGUCCCUCGACGUUACCUCUGGCAGACGUAGGCAUAUGUCGCGCUCGUACUCCUUACAACUACCUCCACACCUCGGACAAAGACAAAGAAACCGGGCAGACACCUUCGGCCCGCACGGUUCUUACACACGCAUUUCCAGUUUACGCGCACUUUACACGCACACACGCACAGACAAUAGCACACGCGCAGCCCUUCCACGGUUCUACUCUGUACCCCCAAAGACACGGACGGACAGACUGGCAAGACAAGAGACAGGCGACAGCCCCCGUCGACACGCAAAAGAGAGACACCACAGUCUACCACACGCGCCUCCUGGCAAGCACCAGCCCUCAAACGGUGCCAACGAUCGCCGAAAGUCUACAAGACCCCUGA
Colletotrichum godetiae is the source of this 726-nucleotide messenger RNA. RefSeq lists its product as uncharacterized. Bases 1 to 726 code for a protein of 241 amino acids. NCBI's taxonomy places the organism in Eukaryota, Fungi, Ascomycota, Sordariomycetes, Glomerellales, Glomerellaceae. The record is from RefSeq and is a predicted model, not a curated record. The transcript has a single exon.